AUGGACAAGAUGGACAAGGCCGCAGACGACCUCUACUUCGCCCUCCCGCCCGCCGCCAUCCAGCAUCACCACCACCACCAGCCCCAGCAGCAGCAGCAGCAGCAACAGCAGCAACAGCAACAACAACAACCACAGCAACAGCAACAGCAACAGCCAGAGACAAGACGCUCCAAGAGACAGCCCGAGUUCAGCCUGCCGCCGCCGCCCACGCGCACCCGCAAGAUCAUCCAGGUCAAGCCCAAGCGAGACGAGGAGGCCGACCAGCAGGAUGCCGCCCCGGCUGCCACCACCAAGAAGAAGUCCAGCGCUGCCACCGCCGCAGGCCGCAAGAUCGCCCGGCGCACCGCUCACAGUCUGAUCGAGCGUCGCCGCCGGUCCAAGAUGAACCAGGAGUUCGCCACGCUCAAGGACAUGAUUCCCGCCUGCAGGGGCCAUGAGAUGCACAAGCUCGCCAUCCUCCAGGCCAGCAUUGAGUAUGUAAACUACCUGGAGAGCUGCGUCAGAGACCUCAAGGCCGCCAGGCGGGAUGACACUCCCACCUCGCCUUGCUGGCAGCCCUCGGCAAACAUCCAGAUGGACUCGGCCAGCUCAUACUCCGUCUCCCCGGAUAUCCACCCUUCAACCGCCAACACCUCCACCAUGCCUUCACCGGCGCAGAGCCAGGGCCACCAGACCGCCUCGGCGGGAUUCGACAUCAUAACCAUGGUCCUGCCUUCGCCUGCUCUCAGGCCUACCACCACUUCAACCACUGCCUCCUCUGCCUCGCGGACUUACAGCAUGUCCACCACAGCAACCUCUACCAACACUUCACCGCUGCUUGUACCCACCGGUGGGGACGACGUUGCCGUGCAGGACGACGACGUAGACAUGGACAGAGAGGCUUCUGCUGCUCUGCUCAUGCUCAACACCGAUAGACGGCAUUCCUCGACUUCAGCCACCACCGCUUCAGCAACUACCUCGCCCACUAUAUGGCCUCAUGCACAUGCACAGCACACACUCACACAUACACAUACACACGCCAGGCGUAAGCUUGGCAUGAGCGUACAUGACCUGCUCACCCAUUAA
Trichophyton verrucosum HKI 0517 is the source of this 1065-nucleotide messenger RNA. Its product is annotated as HLH transcription factor, putative. The transcript is spliced from 2 exons. Gene Ontology annotation, molecular function: protein dimerization activity. The record is from RefSeq and is a predicted model, not a curated record. The coding region runs from base 1 to 1065 and encodes 354 amino acids. NCBI's taxonomy places the organism in Eukaryota, Fungi, Ascomycota, Eurotiomycetes, Onygenales, Arthrodermataceae.